AUGAAUCUUGUUGGUGGUUCUCGUGCUAUGCGGAUUAUUAAACCUUUCGUCAGGAUAACAACCAGGAAUAUGUCGCUUUCAAAGAAACCUAUCCUGUACGGAGACGAGGCGUCACCACCUGUCCGAUUCGUCAUGAUGACGGCAUCAACACUCAAUAUGGAUUUGGAAUUUCACAAAAUUGACCUGUUCAAAUUAGAAAAUAAAACAAAAUUUUAUACAAAGAUAAACCCUUUGCAGAAAGUGCCCGUGUUGUCAAUUAAUGGUCAAGUGAUAUAUGACAGUCAUGCAAUUGCAUUACAUAUGUGCAGAAUAAAAAAGGACAACGAAUUGUACCCUGAAGACAAUGUUCUACGGACCAAAAUUGAUGAGAUGAUGUAUUUUAAUUCUGGUGUAUUGUUUCCGAUUGAUAGUGCUAUUUUUACUGAAUUUUUCGCGGGUCAAGCAACAGAUGAAAUGAAAAUAAAGAAAUGGUGUUCUGCACUUGACUAUCUGGAAUUCAAGUUAAACGGAAAUAAGUUUCUGAAUGGUGAUAAGAUGCGGCUCAGUGAUCUAUGUUGUGGCACAACAGUGAGCUCUUUGGAAACAUUUGUGUCGAUGUUGGAUCGCCAUAAAAGAGUAAAGGAGUGGUUGGAUCAUUUAAAUACUAUACCUUGUUUUGAAAUAAAUAAACUAGGUUUAAGUCGAUUAGAUACUUUUGUAAAGAUUUUUAAGCAGCGUGUGUCUAAAUGA
This is a messenger RNA of Arctia plantaginis, 729 nucleotides long. Lineage: Eukaryota; Metazoa; Arthropoda; Insecta; Lepidoptera; Erebidae. The record is from the annotation of a GenBank genome assembly.